AUGCUGUCAUCCCUAGGGAAUCCGCGACAAUCGCUCGCGCAAGUACUCAAUUUCGCACUGGUCCUGUCCACGGCCUUUAUGCUCUGGAAGGGUCUUUCGGUGUUUACUGCGUCCAGCUCUCCCAUUGUGGUCGUCCUGUCGGGCUCUAUGGAGCCUGCCUUCCAGCGAGGCGAUCUUCUAUUCCUGUGGAAUCGCAGCCCCCGGGCCGAACUCGGUGAGAUCGUGGUCUACAAUGUGAAAGGAAAGGACAUCCCGAUCGUGCAUCGCGUUGUGCGCACGUAUCCGGAGGUGGAGGGCCGGGCGAAGAAGGUCAAGGAGAUUUCUGAGUCCUCACCCGCGCCGAACAAUAUGCUUCUCACCAAGGGCGACAACAACAUCGCCGACGAUACCGAGCUGUAUGCGCCCGGGCAGGACUACCUGAACCGCGAGGAGGACAUUGUGGGCAGUGUGCGAGGGUAUAUACCUAUGGUUGGAUACGUGACGAUCAUGUUAAGCGAGCAUCCGUGGUUGAAGACGGUGCUGCUGGGUAUAAUGGGGUUGAUGGUGAUGUUACAGCGGGAAUAG
Molecule: messenger RNA, 564 nt
Organism: Aspergillus melleus
Lineage: Eukaryota; Fungi; Ascomycota; Eurotiomycetes; Eurotiales; Aspergillaceae
Gene: sec11
Product: signal peptidase complex catalytic subunit SEC11
Exons: 3
Coding region: 1-564 (187 amino acids)
Cellular component (GO): signal peptidase complex; membrane
Molecular function (GO): serine-type endopeptidase activity
Source: RefSeq, a predicted model, not a curated record